AUGAUGUCCAGCUAUCUCAAGGCUGCAAGACCAGGGGGCGUGCGGGCUCUUAGCCAAGUCAACGGCUGGCCUCCUAGUUUUUGCUUAAUCCUAAAGCAUAAUAAUGGCAAAGUGUUCAAGGAAAAUUUUCGUCGCGGACUCCAGGUCGAGGGUGAGGACGGUCUCUGUCACAGCGAACUGACUUUCACGUGGGAUCCUCGAGGAACUUGCGAGUCGUCGUGUAGCAAGGCAUCAUGCUCUGUCAGUACAUCCAUUGUACGACUACGUGAGACUUGGGCGGCCUCUUCUCGUCCUCGCAUCGUACCUGCAGCCGUGAUACCAUUCUCAGUGACGGGUUUCUACGCCUUCAUUGCAGCGGGCUUCCUCCCUUUCUUCAGGAAAAAACCUGAGGCGGACAUCCUACUCCUCCCCGAUCCACCAUUCAGGCCCACACUUAUUGUUCUGCAGGUCCCACUCAUAGAGUAUUCCGUUCUGUUCAGCGUAUAG
Molecule: messenger RNA, 486 nt
Organism: Laccaria bicolor S238N-H82
Lineage: Eukaryota; Fungi; Basidiomycota; Agaricomycetes; Agaricales; Hydnangiaceae
Exons: 7
Coding region: 1-486 (161 amino acids)
Source: RefSeq, a predicted model, not a curated record